UAUAUAAACUGUGAGAAAUUUUUAUUCGACAUCAAUUUCAGGUUUUGCUUUGAAGAAGACAAUCAAUUUCAACAAUAAUAAAGAAAGAUGAAAUCUUGCACUCUUUUACUUUUGUGUGUUGGACUUUUCGUCCUAGUCAACAGUCAAUGUGAAGAGGAAGGCAGACGUUGUCGAAACGAUCGUGAUUGCUGUGAGAAUCUGCGAUGUCAAGAUAGAAAAUGUGCAAGGAGAGAGGGCGGAGGUGAUUGCCAAAGAGAGGGACAACGCUGUCGCAAUGAUCAAAAUUGUUGUCGGAAUCUCCGAUGUCAUGAGAGGAAAUGUGCAAGAAGAGAUGACGGAGGUUGCGAGGGAAAACGGUGUCAGAAUGACAGAGAUUGUUGUCGCAACCACCGCUGCAAUGAAAGAAGGCGACAUUGUGAGAGGCGCAGGGAUGAGUGAGCUUUUCAAUUCUAAUAGGACAAUUUUAUAUUGUCCAAACGGUUUGAAAAUAUUCAAACGGACCAAAGAAUGAAAUAAAAUUUAAAUUUUUCAAAAAUUUCAUUCUGUAAAGUUAAUAUAUAAUAAUAAAGAUAAAAUAGAAAAAAAA
This is a messenger RNA of Leptopilina boulardi, 586 nucleotides long. RefSeq lists its product as uncharacterized. Lineage: Eukaryota; Metazoa; Arthropoda; Insecta; Hymenoptera; Figitidae. The coding region runs from base 88 to 438 and encodes 116 amino acids. The record is from RefSeq and is a predicted model, not a curated record. The transcript is spliced from 5 exons.